Messenger RNA from Aureobasidium musti, 1992 nucleotides. Lineage: Eukaryota; Fungi; Ascomycota; Dothideomycetes; Dothideales; Saccotheciaceae. The record is from the annotation of a GenBank genome assembly.
AUGUCCGAAGCCGCUCCGCCCACCGAUGCCCGNCGGCCUGCGUUCAAUCCCAGCGCAAAGCGCAAGAGAAGCCCUUCGUUGGUCUCAUACCAAGGACAAAUCGCCCCACAGAACAAGGCGCCAAAGACGAACAACGUGAGCAGUCAGCUGCAGAUCAACUACAUUGCCCGACAAUGCAUCGACGACCUUCCCUUCAUCUCCAAGGAGGAUACCCUUCCUGGCAUGCUUGAGACCCUGUCAUCAUACACCCAAGUUCUGGAUCGUCAUGAGUCGCUGGCUAGCAACCUUGGUGCUCGUCCUCUCGGUCCAAUCCUGAUCAAGCGCUUUGAGCGCUGCUUCGAUGCGCCUCCACGAGUCAUCGCUUCGCACUCUCAUGCUAGGGAGUCAGACUUGCCUCAGGUGACUUGGCUGGACGUGGUGCACUUUGCGCAGGCACAUCCUUCACAGUUCACCCUGUCGACCUUCAGCGAAGGCCGUCGCGUGUGCCAGUUCUACUACCCCCAGAAGCAGGUGCGCGUACAGAUUUCCGAAGAGGACUUCUUGUUCAUCAACAGUGGAAGAUGUCAGGACCUGAUUCCACCCCUUCCUAUCUGGGAGGAUGAAGAGAAAGAGGUGGCCACAUGUGAGCUUGUCGAGAAAGCUUUGAGAGAUCUCACUGCCGCUGCCGAUUCGGUCGCUGCUCGUACCCGUCAGCUGGCCCAUCGCCUUAAGGGGAGAAGGAUGGCCAUUCUCGAACGCAGAUCUACCGAAGAGUCGCACAACAAUCAAGUCCAGCAGCAAGCCGUACCCCCUUCCUUCGUCUCAGUCAACAACACCAACCAACAACCAGUUGCCCAGCAGCCUCAACACCAACCUCCACAGUCUCCAGAAAAGGUCGAUCCCGCUCUGCAUAUCCGUAACGACCUUCUCAAGCACUUCCAAUCUCUCCCUAAACAGGUACAUCAACAACCCGACAACCGCCGCAUCUCGUCGAUCCAGCAACAUCCCCAAUCACCACCUUUCCAAACACCGCAAAACUUCAACCAGCACCCUCGACCAGCCCUCGAAUCCACCUCUACCUCAGUCUCUCCCGUUCCCACCAAUGUCGCCGCCAUAGCAGCCGCCGCCGCUGCCCAAGCCUCGCACUACGUUCGUGAUGAAUCACCACAAUCGCAACCCCGCCAUAACUUCUCGAAACCUCUGCCACCAUCGCAAGAAGUGUCGCAACCCUAUCGCACAAUUUGUCAAUCUCACAUGGAGAGUCUACCACGCGGUUCUCGCGUCAUGCCCCCAUGCGACCGCUGCAGACGUCUGAAGAUGGAUUGUCUGAAGAAUUUGUCCUCAUGCGGUGGAUGCACGAAAAAGCAUGCAAGGUGUCACUGGAAAGAGGUUUCACGUGAGGAAGUACAAGGACUGGACGGCUUUGAAGAGGCAGAAAGACUAGCCAACGAAUAUGCAAACGGCACCAGGAGAUUUAGUGCCGAAUACGCCGCCAGCGAUACCAGCAUGGAUGUGGACUCUAGAAGUCCUUUCGACUACCCUAGCCACACUGCAGCAUCUACACCAGGUGGAUUGGGUGUCCAAGGCUUCUCGCGCCCACAAGCAGCAGGAUACCCAGAAGUGCAGCAGCAAAACUCGUAUCCGCCACCACAAGCCCCCCAACAGCAGCAAGGCUACGAAGACCCCAACAACAACACCUACCGCGCACCAGCACCAAGACCGUUCCCAGAAGACUUGACGCAGCAACAGCAACAAACCCAGCAACAGCAAGACCGUACAAUGGACCUGCUCCGCGUGCUCGGAAACCACAACAACGGCAUUACUUCCCCUGUCCCUGCCAACUCCACUCCAGUCGCCGAACCCAACAAUCAAAACAGAAACAACGGCGCGUUUAGAUCUUCAUUCACGCCUGCUAAUGAAACUCCUGCUGCUGUGGGAAAUGCGACUAAUGGACAGGGUAGUGCUUUGACAGCUGAAGUGUCCAAUGGAGCUGGUGAAGGCCAAAGAGUGUAG